CAAUAACAGCGAGAGGAUAAAACGAAACUCGGAUCCGCUUCCUGUCAGACCGACAGUCCGCGCGACCAGCAAUAACGCUGAGUUUGAACCCGCUCAGACUCGGUCAGCGUGUCUGAGCUUAACCCGCAGUGAGGGCUCGGACUCAGAGUCAGACUCACACUCGGUCAGCGCUCCUGAGAGGCUGAGAUGUCCGAGCCGAGCGCGGAGGCGAAGCUGGAGCCCAAACAGGCCAGUAAGGAGGAGAAGGAGAGCGAGAACGUGGCCGAGAAAUACUCCGCAAUGACGGGGAGCAGAAACAGCGACGCGCCGCUCGGAGAGAUUUCCGCUUCAAAAGCCGCCAAAAAGCAGAUCCAGUUUGUUGAUGAUAAUCAGGAGUUCAGUCGUUUUCCCACCAAAACAGGCCGACGCUCGGUCUCCAGAUCCAUCUCGCAGUCCUCCACUGACAGCUACAGCUCAGCCGCCUCGUACACUGAUAGCUCUGAUGAUGACGAGUCUCCGCGGGACCGAGUGCAGCUGAACUCCGGAGGCAGCAGCGACUUCUGCGUCAAAAACAUCAAACAGGCGGAUUUCGGACGCAGAGAGAUCGAGAUCGCAGAGCAAGGUAUGUCUGCUCUGAUGGCUCUGAGGAAAAGAGCUCAAGGAGAAAAGCCUCUUGCUGGAGCGAAGAUUGUGGGCUGCACUCACAUCACUGCACAGACUGCCGUCCUGAUUGAGACGCUGGUGGUGUUGGGGGCUCAGUGCCGCUGGACCGCCUGUAAUAUCUACUCCACCCAGAAUGAAGUGGCAGCAGCUCUGUCUGAAGGAGGUGUGUCAGUGUUUGCAUGGAAGGGAGAAUCGGAGGAUGAUUUCUGGUGGUGUAUCAACCGCUGUGUGGAGGGCUGGCAGCCCAACAUGAUUCUGGAUGAUGGGGGGGAUCUGACUCACUGGGUGUGUAAAAAAUACCCAAACACCUUUAAGAAGAUGCGAGGCAUUGUGGAGGAGAGUGUCACUGGAGUCCACAGGCUGUAUCAGCUUUCUAAAGCAGGUAAACUGUCUGUUCCAGCCAUGAAUGUUAACGACUCUGUGACCAAACAGAAGUUUGACAACCUUUACUGCUGCAGGGAGUCGAUACUGGACGGACUGAAGAGAACCACCGACAUGAUGUUUGGGGGGAAACAGGUCGUGGUGUGUGGAUACGGAGAGGUUGGUAAAGGCUGCUGUGCGGCUCUAAAAGCUCUGGGAUCUGUUGUGUUUGUCACUGAGAUCGACCCAAUAUGUGCUCUGCAGGCCUGUAUGGAUGGUUUCAGAGUGGUGAAGCUGAACGAAGUUGUCCGCCAGGUGGAUGUUGUUAUAACCUGCACAGGGAAUAAAAACGUGGUGACCCGAGAGCAUCUGGACCGAGUGAAGAGCAGCUGUGUUGUGUGUAAUAUGGGUCACUCCAACACCGAGAUCGACGUGGUGAGUUUGAGGACUCCUGAGCUGACCUGGGAGAGAGUUCGCUCUCAGGUCGAUCAUGUGAUCUGGCCCGAUGGAAAGAGGAUCGUUCUGCUGGCCGAGGGUCGUCUGCUGAACCUGAGCUGCUCCACUGUCCCAACAUUCGUCCUGUCAAUCACAGCAACUACGCAGGCUCUGGCUCUGAUAGAACUGUACAACGCUCCUGAGGGUCGAUACAAACAGGAUGUUUACCUGCUUCCAAAAAAGAUGGAUGAAUACGUGGCCAGUUUGCACUUACCAACAUUCGACGCCCACCUGACCGAACUUACUGACGAACAGGCGAAAUAUCUCGGACUGAGCAAACACGGCCCCUACAAACCCAACUACUACAGGUACUGAUCAGCAGCUGGACGAGUGAAUUAGAAGAUUUUCAAUGGAAACAAAGUUGUUGGUCAUUUUCCGUGUAAUUUUUUCACUGUAUUGAUCAGAUUGAUUGUAUGAUAUGGAUUGCUAAAUCUUUUUUACACAAUAUUUUUACAAUUAAUAUUUUUUGAUUUCAUGAUAUUGAUUAAUUAAUCUUUUCUAUACAAACACAAUAUUUUUACAAUUAAUAUUCUUUGAUUUUAUGAUAUUGAUUAAUUAAUCUUUUCUAUACAAACACAAUAUUUUUACAAUGAGUCAUUUCUAAACACACUGGGGGGCGCUAAUGAGCACACAGGGAAGAGUUCACAGUGAAAACAAACACUUAAGAGUGCAGUGUGUUUUAUUCAGAGUUCUACAGUGACAUGUGGUUUAUUGUGGGGAAACACCGGCAGCACCGUAGAAGUCCUGGAGGUUGGACACCGCGGUCUGGUGCAGAGUCAGGAAUCUGUAUGGCAUGAAGUGGAGAGAGAGAGGGAGGGAGAGAGGGAGAGAGAGAGAGAGGGAGGGAGAGAGGGAGAGGGAGAGGGAGAAAGAGAGGGAGAGGGAGAGAAAUCAGCAGUCCGUUCUCGCUGGCUGUGUGGACGUCAACGACUCGCCCUUAUAUGGGUCCAGACGCCUGGAUGGGAUCAAGAUGGCCAGCCAGGUGUGAUUGGAGGCUCCGUGCUGUAGCCAAGCAUCCCAGGCUGCCCGUAGCAUGGGUGCUGAACAGUGCUGGCUGUGUCCACUGCACAACACACACACACUGUUUAUAAACAUUUGUUACAUAUAAAUUUCUUAUUCUUAUGGAAAAUCCAGAAAUAAAGCAUAAAUCUGAGUCUGAAAA
Molecule: messenger RNA, 2659 nt
Organism: Colossoma macropomum (tambaqui)
Lineage: Eukaryota; Metazoa; Chordata; Actinopteri; Characiformes; Serrasalmidae
Product: S-adenosylhomocysteine hydrolase-like protein 1
Exons: 17
Coding region: 187-1812 (541 amino acids)
Biological process (GO): L-methionine cycle
Cellular component (GO): cytosol
Source: RefSeq, a predicted model, not a curated record